This is a messenger RNA of Talaromyces amestolkiae, 1389 nucleotides long. RefSeq lists its product as uncharacterized. Gene Ontology annotation, cellular component: cytoplasm. Lineage: Eukaryota; Fungi; Ascomycota; Eurotiomycetes; Eurotiales; Trichocomaceae. The coding region runs from base 1 to 1389 and encodes 462 amino acids. The transcript has 3 exons. The record is from RefSeq and is a predicted model, not a curated record. Gene Ontology annotation, molecular function: identical protein binding; pyridoxal phosphate binding; L-ornithine transaminase activity.
AUGUCUCCCAUCGCAAUUGAAACCCAGGACGCGAACGUCGCUUUCAAAGACGACUCCGUUUACCAUGCAACUUCUACCAACGCUGCUAUCGCAGCCGAGCACGACUAUGCCGCUCACAAUUACCACCCUCUGCCCAUCGUUUUUGCUCGCGCGUCAGGCACUUCGGUAUGGGAUCCCGAGGGUCGCCAUUACCUAGACUUCUUGUCCGCAUAUUCUGCUGUCAACCAAGGUCACUGUCACCCUGAACUCGUCAAGGCUUUGGUCGACCAGGCAUCCAGGUUGACCCUGAGCUCACGCGCUUUCUACAAUGAUGUCUUUCCCAAGUUUGCCGAGUUUGUGACCAAGUUCUUUGGUUUCGACAUGGUUCUUCCCAUGUGUACAGGUGCCGAAGCAGUUGAGACGGGUAUCAAGAUUGCCAGAAAAUGGGGUUACAAAGUCAAGGGAAUUCCUGAAAAUCAAGCAAUCGUGCUUAGUGUUGAGAACAACUUCCACGGUAGAACUUUCGCCGCUAUUUCCAUGUCUUCCGACCCCGAGUCCCGCGACAACUAUGGCCCGUACCUGCCCAACAUCGGACACUGUAUCCCUGGAACCAACAAGCCAAUUGCCUACAACGACAAGGCCGCUCUCAAAGAGGCCUUCGAAGCGGCUGGCUCUAACCUAGCCGCUUUCUUGGUCGAGCCGAUCCAAGGAGAAGCUGGUAUUGUUGUCCCAGACGAUGAUUACUUGCAGGAGGCUCGCGCUCUUUGCGACAAGCACAAUGUGCUCCUCAUUUGCGACGAGAUUCAGACAGGUAUUGCUCGUACCGGAAAGCUUUUGUGUCACGAGUGGAGCGGCAUCAAGCCCGAUCUCGUAUUGCUUGGAAAAGCCAUUUCCGGAGGAAUGUACCCUGUCUCGUGCGUGCUCGGUCGCAAGGAUGUGAUGCUCACAAUCGAGCCUGGUACUCACGGAUCGACUUACGGAGGUAACCCCUUGGGUUCUGCCAUUGCCAUCCGCGCUUUGGAGAUCAUUCGCGACGAGAACAUGGUUAAACAUGCCGAGAAGCUUGGUCAUGUCUUCCGUGACGGCUUGACCGCGCUCAACAGUCCUCUGAUCCAGACUGUGCGUGGUAAGGGUUUGUUGAAUGCCAUCGUCAUUGACGAGAGCAAGACAGGCGGUCACUCCGCUUGGGAUCUGUGCAUGUUGAUGAAGUCCAAGGGACUGCUGGCCAAGCCGACCCACGAAAACAUCAUUCGUCUCGCACCUCCCUUGGUCAUUACAGAAGCCGAAAUCAAGAGUGCUCUUGACAUUAUCAAGCAGUCUCUUGAGGAGCUCCCCACCCUCUCUGGCAAGAAGGAAGAUGAAGUCAUUCCUCCUGCUGAAAAGAAGGUCAAGAUCGGAGUCGAUAAUUAG